GGGACGGCACAAGGCCGCGGGACGGAGUGGCUCUGCGCGGGGUACCCGUCCCAAUGGCGGCGCUGAAGUACGCGGGGCUGGAGGACACCGACAGCGAGGAGGAGCUGCCGCCGGGCUGGGAGGAGCGCACCACCCGCGACGGUUGGGUCUAUUACGCCAACCAUCUGGAAGAAAAGACACAAUGGGAACACCCUAAGUCUGGGAAGAGGAAACGUGUUGCAGGAGGUCUGCCAUAUGGAUGGGAGCAGGAAACUGAUGAAAAUGGACAAGUCUAUUUUGUAGACCACAUAAACAAACGGACUACCUACCUUGACCCAAGACUGGCCUUUACAGUUGAAGAUAAUCCAGCAAAACCUACUACUAGACAAAAAUAUGAUGGAAACAGCACUGCAAUGGAAAUACUCCAGGGCCGUGAUCUGAGUGGGAAAGUGGUUAUAAUCACGGGAGCAAAUUCAGGAAUAGGUAGGUUAAGAUUACAUAAGGUAAAUAUAGCCAUCUUUAUCUUUCAGGCUACUUUGUUUAAAUAGCCAUGUACUUUUGGUGUUCAAACUUGGUUUGCAUCAUUUCCAUAUGAAACAUAUAGUUAGAAAACUAUGUUCAGGUUUGUGUACUGCUUUUUAAGAAAGUGUGGAGA
Molecule: messenger RNA, 634 nt
Organism: Pezoporus flaviventris
Lineage: Eukaryota; Metazoa; Chordata; Aves; Psittaciformes; Psittacidae
Product: WW domain-containing oxidoreductase-like
Exons: 4
Coding region: 54-527 (157 amino acids)
Biological process (GO): positive regulation of transcription by RNA polymerase II; hippo signaling
Cellular component (GO): cytoplasm; nucleus
Molecular function (GO): protein binding; transcription coactivator activity
Source: RefSeq, a predicted model, not a curated record